CAACAAAUUCUUCAGAAGAUUGGGGACGACCCGAAUUUGAAAAAAUUCAGAAAAUGGAAUCGAAUCAAACCCUAGUUUCAGAGAAGGAGACGAUUCAGCUGAAUUCCGAUGAAAGAGAGGAGUGUGGUGAUAACGGAAAUUCGGAAAGUCAAACAUCGUCAUCGUCAUCGUCAUCGUCGUUAGUAAAUGGCGAAGAAAUAAUGAAAGCAAUACAAGUUGUAGAGAGAGAUUCUAUGGCUAUCGCACAUAGCUACACUUGUCUUUUUGCUUCUCUACGCUCGGCAUUAUCAGAGGUUACUAGUACUUCUGUUGAUCACAUGAACUGCUUUGGUGAUGCAGCAGGACGAGUUCAAGAAUGCGGUAUAUAUAUUAACCUCUUCAUCUUCAGUUGUUGAAGACCGUAACAGUAAUAGUUUUCUUUUAUUUUC
Messenger RNA from Capsicum annuum, 428 nucleotides. RefSeq lists its product as uncharacterized. Lineage: Eukaryota; Viridiplantae; Streptophyta; Magnoliopsida; Solanales; Solanaceae. The record is from RefSeq and is a predicted model, not a curated record. The transcript has 2 exons. Bases 54 to 395 code for a protein of 113 amino acids.